Molecule: messenger RNA, 3554 nt
Organism: Elgaria multicarinata webbii
Lineage: Eukaryota; Metazoa; Chordata; Lepidosauria; Squamata; Anguidae
Gene: FHIP2B
Product: FHF complex subunit HOOK interacting protein 2B
Exons: 17
Coding region: 80-2266 (728 amino acids)
Source: RefSeq, a predicted model, not a curated record
UCAACGCAACCAGCGGGCGCGGCGAGCCGGCGCGGCGCAGCGGCCUCUUCCUCCGGCUCCUCCCUUUCCAGGGGCAGCCAUGGCGCUGCUCGGCCGCCUAGGCGCCCUCUUGCAGCGAGCCGUGGAAACGGAGGAGCCCGGCCUCGACCUCCCGGCCGCCUUCGCGGAGCACUGGAAGGGCCUCACCCACUUCUACCUGGAGGCCACAGAUGAAAGCAAGCCCGCGAAACAGACAGACAUUCCCUGGCGCUUGAAACAGAUGUUGGACAUCCUGGUGUACGAAGAGAAGAAGCAGCCCUCUGGGGAGACGGGGCCAUGCUUGGAGUACUUGCUUCAACACAAGAUCUUGGAGACCCUCAGCACUCUUGGGAAAGCUGAGUAUCCUGUGGGGAUGAGGUCUCAGGUGCUCCUCUUUUUCAGCCGCCUGCUGGGACAGAUGCAGUGCCCUUUGCUGCAUUACCUGAAUGUGUACAGACCUGUACAGAAACUCCUUCAGCUUGGGAGUAAUGCGUUGGGCCCUGAGCCAGAGAAGGAAGUGAUGCAGUUUGUGGCUGUUCUGUGCGCAAAGAUCAGACAGGAACCUGCCCUGCUCCCACAUAUUCUUGAGGGCAAGCGUGGGGAUCAGCCCUUCGAUCUUCACGGGGCAGCAGCAGCUGAACCAGUGUUGGCCCCCACCAAGCCCCUGCCCACACCUGUAGGCAAAGGGCUGAGUCCGGAGGAAGCUUCCUGUGGGGCACCACACAGGAAACCAGCCUCCUGCACCCUGAACUUGGUGACUUCUUUGAUCGGCUUGUGCAAGAGCCAGAAGAGGAAGGUUGCACUGAAAGCUCAGGAGAAUCUACUGCUGCUCACCAGCAUUGACCACCCAACAGCUGCUCUAGCCUUGACGCAGGACAGCAGGCUGUGUUCCCUGGUGGCUGACCAUCUCUGUGCUCUAUACAAGGCCAUCCCAGCAGCCAUCCACCCUGCCGAUGUUGCCACGCUUCAGCCAGUCAGCUGGAGGCUUCAGGGCAGCCGUAUGGAGGAGAGCUCCUUUCCAGGGCAGUCUAGCCUGGAAGCUUUCUUUGGAUGGCUAGACCUCUGCGAUAGUCUUGUGAAAGAGGCUCACCCGGUUGUUGCAGAUGCUGUAAGUGAGGCCGUGGGUCAGAGGCUCUUCCUGGGAAGGCUGCAGCCCCAGCUCUUGCAGAUGUCAGAACAUGGCAUUCUCAUCACAACAGCUAUUCUGACUGGUCUUGUGAGACAGAUACGUGCUCCUGCCCUCCUCCGGGAAUUGGUUGUGUUUGUGUUGGGGGCUGAGGGGGAGCGUGCCCUGCCGGAGGAUCCAGAGCAGCCAGCACUUCUGCGUCCCCACCUGAUCGAGCGCUGCAACCAUCUGUCCGACGAGAUCACCACGGCCACCUUGAGGUUGUUUGAAGAGCUGCUUCAGCUUCCGGACCAGCGUAUUGUGCAGACCCUGGUGCUGCACAACUUGGAGGAGCGCAGCUACAUCCUGAGAGGCCCAGCAGGGCAAGAAGAACUGGUCACCCGAGAGGAAGGGCCCAGCGAGGAUGGGCUAGAACUGGAGGAAGAUCCCUAUUUCCCAGAUGUCAGUUUCCAGGCCUCCACGAAGCCAGUCUGUUCUGCUCUGAAGCCAGGCACCCAGCCUGAGGGGAAUGUGGAUGUGAAGGAGGUUGUCAGCAGCUUCCUUUGCCUAGUUCCUAGUGAAGCAAAGACCUCUGCCUACCUGGAGGAGGCAGGAUAUGACACCUAUGUCCAUGAUGCAAACGUGCUGUUCCAGGAAUGUUGUGCCAACGCAGCGCCCUGGAACUGGCCCCAGGCUUCUCAGCCCCUGGAAAGCUGCACUGCCGGAUCCUGCUUUUACGAGGGCCAUUUCCUGAAGGUACUCUUUGACCGGCUGACACGGAUCCUAGACCAGCCUUACACAGUGAACCUGCGAGUGACAUCGGUGCUGUCCCGCCUGGCCCUCUUCCCUCACCCUCACCUGCACGAGUACCUUCUGGACCCCUACCUAGCCCUGGCCCCGGGCUGCCGGAGCCUCUUCUCAGUGCUGAUCAGGGUAAUUGGUGACCUGAUGCAGAGAAUCCAGCGGAUACCAGACUUCCCCACGAACUUGCUGCUGGUCCGGAGGUGGCUAAUGGGGCUGGUCCCUGCAGAAUCACCGAUUAGCCAUCAGACACUCCUGGAGGGGGUGGUUGUACUUGAGGAAUUCUGCAAGGAGCUGGCCGCCAUUGUCUUUGUCAAGUCCAUGCUGGACAGCCCCGCCUGAUCUCCAACCUAAGGACGCCGUGACGCUUCGUAUGACUGGGAGGGCAGAGAGCCUGGGGAUUGCUUUCCUGCCUCAUCUUCCAAGCCUCUCUCACUCAAGAUCUCUGCUGCCAGUGUCUAACUUGGGCAUUUGUGGCCACCAAAGGCCUUUAACACCUGCUGGGCUCUCAGCAAACCCUUAUGAACCAGACAAUAGCAGUGGCAGUGGCAGUGCAGAAGCAAGCAGCCCUUGGCAAGGAACCAGCGCAGGGACAGCUGGCAUUACAGCCCAGGGGCUACUUGCUUGGAGGCCCCAGCAUUUUUGUGGUGCUGCUUCCCAUGGUGGUAUCUGUCGGCUUGUCCCUCCACAAUCCAGUUCCUCCUCACCUUAGCAGAGCAAGGCGAAUUCUGCUUGAUUCUCAGGCGUCACUGGACUUGGACUGCCAUCUCUGAGUCUGCAUCAUGGUUCAGAGCGGAGGUGGCUACCUUCUCCCUGCCUGAGUGGCAGCCUGGAUUCCCCACCUUCAGGAUGUUAAAGGCUCCUCAUGAAGUGCUUGGACGUUACUUCCCUGCUGUCAGUGGCAGAAAUGGUGAAGUAGGGCUGCUUUGGUGGCUGGCCCGGUUUAUUCAGUGGUGAUUGUCUGUGGGAAACGGGGUGACUAGCAGCUGCUCUGUGCGGAAGGAGAGCAAGACAAGAGUGGGCCACAGCUGCUUUGAUUAUGGGACCUGCUCCUGGGGAUGCUCACUGCUGAUGAGGGUUGGUGACUUGUAGCCAUCCAUCUCUGCGUGCCGUGGAGAGAAAGGCUGAGCCAAUAGGGAAAGCUGUGACGGGACACGGGCUGCAAUUCUAUCUGUUAGGGUUCCUGAACGUGGCUGGAGUUCCCUUCUGCUGCUCCUCUUGCCCAGCCCAAUUAAUCUCUCUAGUUGUGCCUACUUAGGAAGAAUUUUUUGCAUUUGUUUUUAUCUUGCAAGACAAAGUCUGCUAGAUUUUAUCACAUCAACUUCACUGUAACCCUUUAAGUAUCACCUUUUGAACUAGGCGUGCACAGAAGCUGCCUGUGCUAGGAGAACAGUCACUUAUAUAACACACACACACCAGUCACAGCCUCUCAUUAAUGGAAUUUUGCUACACAUGCUUGAAAUUCAAUACACUACAGCAGGAAAACCGGCCUUUAUCCAGCCUGUACAUUGGGGGUGGGUGGGGAGGUUAUUUCCACAUUUUGCUUCCAGAUUUCCCUGCUUUCAUAAUACUGUUUACAUAGGUGACAUUUCUUUCUUGUGCCUGAAAUAAAAAACAAGCUGUACUACAA